This is a messenger RNA of Chanos chanos (milkfish), 2630 nucleotides long. RefSeq names its product DEAD (Asp-Glu-Ala-Asp) box polypeptide 10 (gene ddx10). The coding region runs from base 1 to 2523 and encodes 840 amino acids. The transcript has 18 exons. Lineage: Eukaryota; Metazoa; Chordata; Actinopteri; Gonorynchiformes; Chanidae. The record is from RefSeq and is a predicted model, not a curated record. Gene Ontology annotation, molecular function: RNA helicase activity; nucleic acid binding; ATP binding.
AUGCGGAAAAAAGAGAAAGGCAAAUCAAAAGUUCAGAAAAACGACGAAGAAGAUCCUGUGAAGAAUUUUGAGAGAUGGAAGAAGAAAUAUGACAAAACAAAGCAAAAAGUCAAACGAGCCAAACGACAGAAUCCGAAGAAACGUGAUUGGGAGGUGGAAAGGGAGUACAUCCAGAAACUGGUCAACAAGUAUGGAGAGAUUAAUCCGAAGGAAGCUAUCAAAUUUUCUGAUUUUCCGAUCUCGAAGAAGACUCUCAGAGGGUUGUUGGAGUCUCAAUAUCGGCAGCCCACCGAGAUCCAGAGACAGACCAUUGGGUUUGCUUUACAAGGGAAGGAUGUUCUGGGAGCUGCAAAGACAGGAUCAGGAAAGACACUGGCCUUUCUCAUUCCUGUUUUGGAGUGUUUAUAUCGGCAGCAGUGGACAGCCAUGGACGGCCUUGGUGCUCUCAUCAUCUCCCCAACACGAGAGCUCGCCUAUCAGACCUUUGAGGUGCUGAGGAAAAUCGGCAAGAACCACGAGUUUUCAGCCGGUCUGAUCAUCGGUGGAAAGGAUCUGAAAGAUGAAUCGGAGAAGAUCCACCGUACCAACAUCAUCGUCUGCACCCCAGGGCGUCUCCUACAGCACAUGGAUGAGACCUCUACAUUCCAUGCUUCAGACUUGCACAUACUGGUGCUAGAUGAAGCAGACAGGAUCCUGGACAUGGGUUUUGCUGACACCAUCAAUGCCAUAGUGGAGAAUCUCCCUAGAACAAGACAGACACUACUGUUCUCCGCCACUCAGACCAAGUCAGUCAAAGACCUGGCCCGUCUGAGUCUGAAGGAUCCAGAAUAUGUUUGGGUUCAUGAGCAGGCCAAGUUCAGUACUCCUGCCACGUUGGAACAAAAUUACGUUGUUUGUGAGUUGCACCAGAAGGUCAACAUGCUCUUCUCUUUUUUACGGAGUCACCUGCAGAAGAAAGUCAUUGUCUUUUUCACCUGUUGCAAAGAGGUGCAGUAUCUGUUCCGUAUCUUCUGUCGUCUUCGUCCUGGCAUCUCGGUGUUGGCUCUGCAUGGCAGACAGCAUCAGAUGAAAAGAGUGGAGGUCUACAAUGACUUUGUUCGCAAAAAGUCCGCUGUGCUCUUCGCCACCGAUAUAGCUGCCAGAGGACUGGAUUUCCCUGCGGUGAAUUGGGUGCUGCAGUUUGACUGUCCAGAAGAUGCCAACACCUACAUCCACAGAGUGGGCAGGACUGCCAGGUAUAAAGAAGGUGGGGAAGCACUGCUCUUUCUGUUACCGUCUGAAGAGAAAGGGAUGAUUGCACAACUUCAGGAGAAAAAGGUUCCCAUCAAUAAAAUCCAGGUGAACCCAGAGAAAGUUGUGUCUGUGCAGCAGAAGUUGGAGGCCUUCCUUGCCCAGGAGAAGGAGCAGAAGGAGCGUGCUCAGAGGUGUUUUGUGUCGUAUCUGCGCUCUGUCUACCUGAUGAAGAACAAAGAAGUCUUUGACGUGUUCCAGCUUAAGCUCCCAGAAUAUGCAGCGUCACUGGGUCUGUCUAUGGCUCCCCGUGUGCGUUUCCUGAAUAAAGUGCAGAAAGAGAGAGAGGAGAAGGCAGAGUCUAGGUCGCAGGGCACGACUACAGACGAGGAGUCAGAGGAGGAGGAGGAGCUCCAGAGCUUCAAAGCCCAGCUCAGAGGAGACAAGCCCGGUACACAAGAGUCCUCCACGGAGGAAGAGGAGGAGGACGAGGAAGACAACAAGGAAGAUGAGCCCAAGCCAAGCUCUGGCGGUUUUCUUUCCGACUCAGACGAGGACGAUGACCUGAGGGACACAGACCUAUUCACGGUCAAACGCAAAAACGUGUUUAAUAUCAGUGAGGAGAACCCAGACAGUACGGUGAGUGACGCCAAAAAAGACAAGGAGUCCAAAUACAAGGAGGCUAAGAAGGUCCAAAAAAGAGGCUUUAAAGUCAACACCAAGAAAGUCUUCACAGAAGACGGAGAGGAGGUACAGCAGUGGCCCCCCCUACAGAAGACCGUGGUCCCAGACAACGAUGACGAUGAAGGGGUAUCGGGCAUCAAUAUAGAGGCAGCCAGAGAAAGACUGCAACGUGAAGACCAGGAGUUCGACAAGCAGGAGUACAGCCGGAAAGUCAAACAAAAACACAGGGAGAAGAGGUUGAAGGAGAGGGCUGCCCGGAGAGAGGCCAGCAAGCGAAAUCAAGAGCAGGACAGCGAUGAAGAAGAGGGAGCGGCGUACUUAUCUGGUGCCGACGAUGAAGAAUUUGACCCCAGCCUGCUGCCAGACCCAGACAAGAUCCGAGACUCGGAGGACCAGGAUAGUAGUGAUGAAGAAGAGAGGGCAGGGAGGAAGAGAAGCCACAGUAGCAGCAGCAGUGCUGAUGAUGACGAUGAUGAAGAUGAUGAACACAAGGUGGACAGAAAGAGAGUCAGGCGUGAGGAGGGCGCCGAAGCCCAACCACUGGACACAGGCCUGUCCCUGGCCGAGGAUGAGGAGCUGGUCCUUCACUUACUGGGCAGCGCGAGCUAGUGAACGCCAACGACGUCCACCUUCUGCCCUUUGUUUAUUCAAAACUGUAAUGGACAGUGUCUGCAUAACAGUAUCGUUCGUCUUUUAGAGGUUGCCUUUAUUGUCAA